AUGUCGGCUUCACUCUUUUCGCUAAGCGGAAAGACCGCUAUUGUUACAGGAGGAACGAGAGGAAUUGGACAGGCUAUGGCUUUCGCGCUUGCAGAGGCUGGCGCUGAUAUCGUGCUGAUUCAGAGAGACGAAUCCAACACUUCCACCCGUGAUGAGAUCAUCAGCCGCAUUGGCCGGAAAGCCUGGAUCCACGUAGCGGAGUUAUCCAGUCGGGAUGCAAUUAAAGGGGUCAUUCCGGCGUUAACUAGCCAAGGCCUGAAACCGGAGAUUCUGUUAAACUGCGCCGGAAUCCAAAGAAGGCACCCGAGCGAGCAAUUCCCAGAUGAGGACUGGGAUGAGGUGAUCCAAGUGAAUCUGACAUCGGUUUUUACACUAUGCCGUGAAUUCGGCGCCUACCUGUUGGCGCGAGAUGCAUCCGAGUUUCCGACUGGUCGUCGCGGAUCUAUUAUCAAUGUUGCUUCUCUCCUGUCGUUCCAGGGUGGCAUCACUGUCCCUGCCUACGCAGCUUCCAAGGGAGGUAUUUCCCAAUUGACCAAGGCACUCUCGAAUGAGUGGGUCUCCAAGGGCAUUAACGUGAACGCUAUCGCGCCCGGAUACAUUGCAACGGAUAUGAACACGGCUCUGAUCAAUGAUUCGAAUCGUAACGCAGGUAUAAUGGCCAGGAUUCCGGCUGGGAGAUGGGGCAGCCCCGACGACUUUAAGGGGGUGAUCGUGUUCUUGGCUAGCCAGGCAAGCAGCUAUGUCUCUGGAGAAGUUAUCUGCGUGGACGGAGGUUGGAUGGGACGGUAA
Messenger RNA from Aspergillus oryzae RIB40, 789 nucleotides. Its product is annotated as putative 2-deoxy-D-gluconate 3-dehydrogenase. Bases 1 to 789 code for a protein of 262 amino acids. The transcript has 3 exons. Gene Ontology annotation, molecular function: oxidoreductase activity, acting on the CH-OH group of donors, NAD or NADP as acceptor. Lineage: Eukaryota; Fungi; Ascomycota; Eurotiomycetes; Eurotiales; Aspergillaceae. The record is from RefSeq and is a predicted model, not a curated record.